AAUGAUUAUAGUAACGAUAUAAGUGCAAGUUUAAAGGAUGUGUUUGAAAGUGUAGCAGAUAAACUUCAGAUGGCCUAUCGUAAAAAAGUAACCACAUUUCCCUACAUUUUGGUGCUAUCAUCUCACUUUAUAUUGUUGUAGAACCACGUAUAAAAAAGUAAAUGUUUUUUAAUUUAUUUUUCCUCUGGGAAGAGGGUAGUGUAACGUUUCAAGAUUGCGCGUUUAUUUUUUAAAUAUAAAUUUAAUUGGGCAGUGAACGAGUAGUGGGAGCGGGUGUGAAAUUUUCUAGGAAGACGGUCUAAGAUAGCGCCAGUGAAAAAUCGUUUACUUAUAAUAAUUGUUAGAGUUUUGAGAGCGAAUUCAAUUAAUUGAUGGGUUGCUACGGACUAUAUUACGACAAUUGGAGGAUCAUUUUAAGGUCCUGUCGCGAAUUGAGUCUGGACCGCAUUUAUCUAUCAUUAUAAUUUGAAUUGUGCAUAACUAAUAUCCAAUUUAUAUCUGUGCCGUUUAAUACCUUAAGGCUCUCUGAUUUGUGAUUUAUGUUCAAGCGAAAUUUCUGAUCUCGAAGAAUAGCUGCCAUUGGGAUUGGGCCAUUACAAGGCAGCCACUGAAGCACGCCAUGGUGUUAUCGCCGUUCGGUCACUCGACCUCUGUGCACCUGGUUCCCCCUCGGCUAAAGAUAAGGCACCAUUAUUAUUAUCAUUCACACGCAUCCUCUUAUAAAUGCUCGAUCUUAUCUCGUUGCAAACGUUGAUUUUGUCAGACAUAAGUUAAAUUAAGAAUUACUAUUUCUAAAAUUGAGUCAUAGUCAUUACUAGAGGUACCUCCGCAAAUCACUACAAUAAUAAAAUUAAAUAUUACUUCAAUUCAUAUUGUAUGCAUAUUAUGCCCUCGUCCGAUUCAUCUGUCGGUCGGCGAGUAACGUUAAGGCAGAUUGGCGCUCAUUCCUUAAAAGAGUAGAUUAAUUUAUUAGAAACCCGCGACCCAGCGUAAAAAAAACUGGGCAGUAACCAGUGGCACCAAGUAAUUCGCUCCCGAUCACGCGAUAAAAUUAAAAGUUCUUUAGGGUUGAUAACAUACCUAGAAAAGUUUAUUCUAAAUCGGGGAACACAACCUCGUAGGUCUCUAAGGUUAAUUAUUGUAGUUUUUAGUUAUGUCCUUUUUGUUUUCGUAUUCCCCCUCGUCGAUACCAUCAAGUGCCACCACUAUUGAAACAACUGUAUGUGUAAGUAUUUUGUUGUUUAGUAGUCAAGUAAUAUAUGCCUGAUGCUGUCGAUUCUUAGGGUCAAGUGCAAAAACAGGCAUUGAACUUUGUCUCUGCUUGAUUAUUCCUUUGUUCAUUUAUUGAGUUACUCCCACAUAUACACGCAUACAAAUCAUAAUCUAUCCCAUUCUUCUUAAGCAUUAUAUACAUGAUUUUACUCGUACUACUAUAGGAAUCGCCAAGAUUAACCAUCUAGUAACAAAAGAAAACAUAAACAACUCAGACCCCCUAUAAUUUCUAGCUUAUCUGCUUCACAUAGUGUUAUCUCAAUUAACAGACACUAUGAUGCAGCCUGUUUGUUAACCUUUUAUAUCUUUACACUUGAAGAAGAAGAAAAUACAUGGGAGAACAGUCUUAUCCUAGAUUUGGGAGUAUAUUCAACGAAAAUGUAUUUGAUUUUUUGCUACGUAUGUUACUGCUUCACGGCAAUAACAGUUGUGUUAAUAACGUUAUUUCUAAUAGUGUGCAAAGUAAUCAAUGGUUACUGGGAAAGGAAAGGUGCUUUUACUUUAAAACCCAAAAUAUUCUUUGGUAAUGCUCAAUCUGUAAUUUUUCAAAAGAGAUCUCUAGGAGAGGAGAUUAAGGAAUUUUAUGACAAACUAAAUUCGAAUGGAGUGCAGUAUGGUGGCUACUACUUCUUGAUGCGGCCCAUACUUGUGAUAUCAGAUUUGGAACUAAUAAAAAGAAUGCUGGUUACAGAUUGCGAUCAUUUCACUGAUCACUCCAUGUAUGUUAACGAAGCGAACGAUCCGUUAACCGGGAACUUAUUCGCUCUUAAGGGUGAAAAAUGGAAAAAACUAAGAGUGCAUUUAAGUUCUGCUUACAAUACAAAGACGUCUAAAGUGAUGUUUGACACUUUACUCUCUUGUUGUAAGGAAAUGGAAAUGGCAAUUGACAACAAAGUUAAAAGUGGCGAAGUAGUCGAUAUCGUACCUCUACUAUGUGAUGUGAACAUGGCAAUCUUGCUGGCGUGUACUUGCCAAAUGGAAUUCAAUAACCUUAAACAUUUGACUUCGACAUUACACCAUUACUGUAGUAGUAUUCUGCAUAGUCGGACAACGUGGGAUUCUAUAGUAAAUCUAAUGUCCUUUAUUUUUCCUCAAUUCUUUACUAUUUUAAAGGUAAAGGCAUACAGUGAGGAAUUGACAAACUUUUUUGUAUCAUUAGUUAAUGACAUCGUACACCAUCGACAAGCAAAUAACAUUAUACGAAAGGAUCUGAUUGGUUUACUAAUCCAAUUAAAAAGUGAUAAAGAGCUAACCCUAAACCACAAAGAAAUUGCAGCCCAGUUGUUUCUGUUUCUCGCCGCGGGCCACGAAACUACCUCGUUAACGCCUGCUUUCUGUAUCUAUGAGUUAUGCAUAAACCAGUGUUUACAAGAUAAGAUAAGAGACGAAAUCAGUUUGACAUUACUGGGCACCAACGGAGUAAUUUCCUUCGAUGAUCUUUCGAAAAUGAAGUAUGUCGACCAAUGCAUUUACGAAACGUUCAGGAAGUAUCCAACCAUGGUGGUACAUAGCAGAGUGUGUACGAAAACGUAUGUGAUUCCCAAUACGCAUGUUACGGUAACAAAAGGAACUCCAGUGCUUAUACCAACGUAUGGAAUCCAUAUGGAUCCUCGUUACUUUCCAAAUCCGGAAAUAUAUGAUCCGGAAAGAUUUUCAGAGCACACCAUAUCGGAUCGCCCUUCAUGCUCGUUUUUACCAUUUGGAGUUGGGCCGCGGACGUGUAUCGCUUACAAAUUUGGAUUGGUGCAAGUGAAGCUGGUGCUAAUUACAUUACUGAGACGAUAUAAAUUUUCUUUGCAUGCAUCCACAAACGUGCCACUCGAACACGAUCCCAAGCACUUCAUGAUAUACCCCUCUACGCCAAUACUAUUGUACGUUGAGAGGAUAGUUUAAAGAAGCCUAAAAGGCCGUCAAUGCAAUGUGUCGCUACUACUAACAUAACCUAAAAGCAUUGAGUGAGUAAUUAUAAUAUAACUUAUUCAAUGCUAAUAGUCAACUGUAACAGUAAAUGUUUCUGGGCAUAAAUUAGAAUGAGAAAAGAAGAAUAAAUAAUAAUAUAGCGUUUUUUUCCGAACCCCGACAAACCUGUGAAGCUUCCGUCUUUCCCAGAACACAUUACAAAUUAAAAGGUAGUUCAGUAAUUCUGACAUCAGACAUCAGACAUUAGACAUCAGGCGUUAGCCAUCGUAUAGUAUCGCAACAACAGAAUUAAUUCGCUCGUUCUUCCUGACGCGUCUGUUCCACCGGCAAACACAGGUGAUCUACUACUACUGAAACCGAGACCACACGAACCAUACCGAUAGGACACGCCGAUGAUA
Photinus pyralis (common eastern firefly) is the source of this 3590-nucleotide messenger RNA. RefSeq names its product probable cytochrome P450 6a23. The coding region runs from base 1651 to 3165 and encodes 504 amino acids. Gene Ontology annotation, molecular function: oxidoreductase activity, acting on paired donors, with incorporation or reduction of molecular oxygen; monooxygenase activity; iron ion binding. The record is from RefSeq and is a predicted model, not a curated record. The transcript is spliced from 3 exons. Lineage: Eukaryota; Metazoa; Arthropoda; Insecta; Coleoptera; Lampyridae.